This is a messenger RNA of Ceratosolen solmsi marchali, 1014 nucleotides long. Its product is annotated as tetraspanin-8. The record is from RefSeq and is a predicted model, not a curated record. Lineage: Eukaryota; Metazoa; Arthropoda; Insecta; Hymenoptera; Agaonidae. Bases 59 to 856 code for a protein of 265 amino acids. The transcript is spliced from 4 exons. Gene Ontology annotation, cellular component: plasma membrane.
UUUAUAUCGAAGUAAGAAAAAAUAAGCAAUUUAAAUAAAAGGUAAUAAUUUCUUAAAAAUGAGUCUUAUAGAAUGCUUUAGUGUUAUAAAAUACAUUCUCGUAUUUGUGAAUCUCAUAUUCUGGGUCAUUGGUGCAACAUCAAUAGCUCUUUCCAUAUGGAUGCUAGUUGACCAAACAUUUUUGGUAACUUUAUCUCAAGAUCACUCGAAUUUUUAUGCUGGACUUUAUAUACUUUUAAUUGCUGGUGCAUUAAUGUUUAUUGUUGCCUUUCUCGGAUGUUGUGGUGCUUACAAGGAAUCGCAAUAUAUGCUCGUUAGUUUCUUCAGUUGCAUGCUGCUCGUUAUUGUGGCUCAAGUUGCAGCAGGAGCGUGGUUAUAUGUUAAUAGUGAUCGACUGGAGGAACUAGUGAGAUCUAGUGUACAUAUAAGCAUUAAGAAUGAAUACGGUGUAAUUUCUUCUAGAACAAAAAUAGUAGAUAUUUUUCAACAACAACUUCAUUGCUGUGGAGCAAAUGGAUCAAAUGAUUGGGCUGGCAGUAAAUAUUCAAAUAAAGGCAGUAAUUCUGAAAUUUUAUUAACUGUAAAUCAAGGAACAAUUUUCAUUGUUCCAAAAAGUUGUUGUAAAGAUGAAAAAACGAUGGAUUGUGAAAAAUCUCGUAAAAUGCGCAUUGCAGAUGUCAUACCUUCUGCUAUUUUUAAUGACGGAUGCACUAAUCUUAUAUUAAAAGAAUUAAGGAAACAAAGUUGUAUCUUCUUUGGAAUCAUCAUUACCUUUGGUGUCUUUGAAAUUGUGGGUUUGAUAUUUUCACUAACCUUAUGUUGUGCUAUUGGAUCUAAUGGCCGAUAUAAAGCUUAAAUCAAAUUUUUUUUAUUUAAUUAUGAUUGCUGUGCCAAGUAUUCGAUACUCUUCAUAUUAUAUCUGACAUUAACUUAGCAUAUAAUAUUCACUUUGCUUAAUGAAAUAUGUAUAAAAAAAUUACUUAGUAAUUCCAUAUGUAAUACAAAUUUCAUCAU